Molecule: messenger RNA, 951 nt
Organism: Bubalus bubalis (water buffalo)
Lineage: Eukaryota; Metazoa; Chordata; Mammalia; Artiodactyla; Bovidae
Product: olfactory receptor 4F3/4F16/4F29-like
Exons: 1
Coding region: 22-951 (309 amino acids)
Biological process (GO): G protein-coupled receptor signaling pathway
Cellular component (GO): membrane
Molecular function (GO): olfactory receptor activity; G protein-coupled receptor activity
Source: RefSeq, a predicted model, not a curated record
ACUGAUAUAUCAGUUCAUGGGAUGAAUCACUCCAUGGUGUCAGAGUUUGUGUUCCUGGGACUCACCAACUCCUGGGAGAUCCAACUUCUCCUCUUCAUGUUCUCUUCCGUCUUUUACAUGGCCAGCAUGCUAGGAAACUCCCUCAUUGUUCUCACUGUGAUGAGGAACCCUCACUUACACUCCCCCAUGUACUUUCUGUUAGCCAGCCUCUCCAUCACCGACCUGGGAGUUUCUUCUGUAAUUUCUCCCAAGAUGAUUUGUGACAUUUUUAGAAAACAUAAAGUCAUCUCCUUUGGAGGCUGCAUCGCACAAAUCUUCUUCAUCCAUAUCAUUGGUGGUGUGGAGAUGGUGCUUCUUAUCGCCAUGGCCUUUGACAGAUAUGUUGCCAUAUGUAAGCCUCUCCACUAUUUCACUAUUAUGAGCAGAAAAAUGUGUCUUCUGCUUCUUGUGGCUGCAUGGAUAAUUGGCUUUAUUCACUCUGUGGUUCAACUGGGUUUUGUUGUAAAAUUGCCAAUCUGUGGCCCUAAUAUAAUUGAUAGCUUUUACUGUGACUUUCCUCGGUUCAUCAAACUUGCCUGCACAGACACCUUCAGGCUAGAGUCCAUGGUCACAACCAACAGUGGAUUCAUAUCCCUGGGAUCAUUCUUCAUAUUGAUUGUCUCCUACAUUUUUAUCCUCAUCACUGUUCGGAAACACUCUUCAGGUAGCUCAUCUAAGGCCCUCUCCACUUUGUCAACUCAUGUCAUGGUGGUGAUUUUGUUCUUCGGUCCUUGCAUCUUUGUUUACAUCUGGCCUCACUCCACGUCACACCUGGACAAAUUCCUUGUUGUUUUUGAUACAGUUCUCACCCCUUUUUUAAAUUCAGUCAUCUAUACAUUGAGGAACAAAGAAAUGAAAGUGGCAAUGAAGAAAUUAUGCAGUCAAUUUAUUAUUUACAGAAGGAUUUCUUAA